UGGAACUUCCGUCUUUCUCUCUACCUACCUAACCUUAGGUAACUACACUAAUUAAGGGCAUAUGUAUUUUUCCUAACGAUCUACAACUUAUCACCGCUCUUUUCCCCUUUUCAUUUCUUUCCCCUUUAGUCAUCCUAUAUUACCUCCUUUUUUUCACUUAUCUAUCAUCAACACCACCUAUAAACAGAUUGUCUCGUUUUCUGCAUCAUGUUCAACUGGGCGAAGCAAACUCUGGCUAAUGUCGUGGGCACGGAAGAGCCCAUUUACGGCCCUUCGGCCAUAAGAUCAGUGGCCGAAGAUGCCAAAACGACGCCGUACACGGAGUUAACCAGGGACGACAUGAAAUGGGAGGCCAUGGACUCGACCUGCGUCGAGAGCCAGACCUUUUAUUUCAUGGCAGACAACGGCCCCCUAGCUUUUGCUCAGGUUAUCUACAGCAAUGUGGUUGGCAUCCGCACCACUUGCCAGUUCAACUGCAAGAUCUUCUAUACCGACGGCUCGAAACCUCUAUGGAGUUCCUCGCCCCUAAAUCACGCCGAGUUCAGCGAAGAUAAAACAUGCUUUUUCGCAACCGAUUGCGCCGUAGAACUAUCCCCGGAUGGAAACUCUUACACAAUCAAGUCGAUGAAUGACCCCCAGUGUAUCGUCAACCUCAAAAUAACAAAGGUGGCACCUGGCUUCGUAGUCGGCAAGAAUGGCAAGACCUUGUACGGUACCGACUUAUCCCGCCCGUGGGGCUCCAUGCGACAUGCGUUUUGGCCAAGGUGUUCAGCUGAGGGAAGCGUUAUGACGAAGAAUGGACCCAUCGACUUCAAAGGAAAGGCGUUCCUUUCCCACGCUCUGCAGGGCAUGAAGCCCCACCAUUUGGCAGCCCGAUGGAAUUUCCUCAAUUAUCAAGGUCCGACAUAUUCCGCAAUUAUGAUGGAGUUCACCACACCACCGUCCUACGGAACAACCGUUGUAGAUGUGGGUGGAAUCGCCAAGGACGGGGAGAUUGUUAUUGCUGGGCCGAACUGCGGCGCCAAACACCUCAAGACAAAGCAGGACACCGAGAACGACUGGCCCGAGCCUACCGACAUCAAGUUUAGUUGGUCUGGCACCACAAAGGAUGGAAAGUCCGUCGAGGCCGUUAUCGAAUGCGCCAUGGGCGAGAGAGUUGACAGGAUUGACGUCAUGGCCGAGGUUCCUGGCUUUGUCAAGAAAAUUGUCGCUAAUGCAGCAGGAACUAAACCAUACAUCUACCAAUUCUUCCCCCACAACAUCCCUACUGUGCUGAAGCUCAAGAUUGGGGAUCAGGAGAUUACCGAAGAGGGACGGCUGUUCAGUGAAGCAACUUUCAUAUCCGCAACGGAGUAAUUCAGCAAUAAUCAGAAUGAAGCAUAAUACACUUGCUUAACGCCGAUAAAAUGAGCGAGACAGAAUAACGACCAGCAUCGUCGCCUUUAGAGCAUAGGUGCUUGGUUUCAGCGCCGCAUUCUAUUAGAGAGGUUUGGCUACGCUAUAUUUGCUUGCGUUCGGGUUAGCAUACGGUCAGGAUAUUGCAUGAGAAACGAGUUUGGGGGUACUAGAGUCCUUGAUAGAAGUACAUGAUCACUCGUUGAGAUGCCAAGGUGUAAACUACCUCUUUUUCGAAUUCCACCAUUCGAAGCCAUGUACUAUCUACCUAUAGUUUCUAGGUUGCAUUAAUAAGGAUAUCUCAUAUAAAUACAAUAACCUAAUUGCUCUUGGAAGCCUUGCACGCAACAUAAGAA
Messenger RNA from Daldinia caldariorum, 1751 nucleotides. RefSeq names its product oxidative stress survival, Svf1-like protein. Bases 208 to 1356 code for a protein of 382 amino acids. The transcript is spliced from 4 exons. The record is from RefSeq and is a predicted model, not a curated record. Gene Ontology annotation, biological process: response to oxidative stress. Lineage: Eukaryota; Fungi; Ascomycota; Sordariomycetes; Xylariales; Hypoxylaceae. Gene Ontology annotation, cellular component: cytoplasm.